CCACCUAUCGCAUUCGCAUUUUGCAAAUAAUAAAUUACAAAUUGCAUUAGUCUGUGGUUGGCUGUCGCGAGAAUUUACGUGUGUUCAGGUUCAGGAAUUCAGGUUUUGAAUUUGAAACAACGAAAGGUUUGCGGCUAAAGGUUUCGUUGAUAUAAUAUAAUAGAAAAUAUUAAUACUUAGUAGCCGUUUAUCAUAUUAAUAGAAAACAAAACUUUAAAAGAAAUAAAAAUAAGUAAUAUAAACUAUAUUUUAAAAAUCCAAAAUGAGUACAACCUCAAACUUAAUUGUUUCAUCGCCACACGUGAAAUAUACUGACGAUUACAUAUUUUCUGAAUACGAAUAUAACGAAACAUUAGUAACAAAAAAGGAUAAUGAAAUUGUGGCCAAACCAUACAACACAUCGCUAUCAAUCCGUACUGGUCGGAAAAUAGGAAAAGUGGGAGUGAUGCUAGUGGGCUGGGGGGGUAACAAUGGUUCAACAUUCACAGCAGCUGUUCUGGCUAACAAGCACCAGCUCACAUGGAACACUAAGAACGGUCAAAUGGAUUCCAAUUGGUUGGGUUCCAUAACACAAGCAUCGACGGUACGUCUUGGUAUCGACGAGAAAGGACAGGAUGUUUUCGUUACAAUGUCUAAACUUCUGCCGAUGGUACAUCCGGAUGAUUUGGUGAUCGACGGAUGGGACAUCAGCCCAUUGAAUCUCGCCGACGCAAUGGUCCGCGCCAAGGUCAUCGACUACGACCUCCAGCAGAAGCUUCGCAAGGAAAUGGCGACCAUGCGUCCCCGUCCCGCGAUAUACGACCCCGACUUCAUUGCAGCGAACCAGGCGGAUCGCGCAGUCAACCUCAUCAAGGGAACUAGAUAUGAGCAGUACCUUCAAAUCCGAGCUGACAUCAAGGACUUCCGGGACAAGAAUAAGCUGGACAGGGUUAUUGUGCUUUGGACGGCCAACACUGAAAGGUUCUGCGAAGUUACCAAAGGAGUUCAUGACACAUCUGAAAAUUUGGAGCGCGCACUCCGUCAGAACAAUCUCGAGAUAUCGCCGUCUACGAUAUUCGCACUGGCUGCCAUCGACGAAGGGUGUUGCUACAUCAACGGUUCGCCGCAAAACACGAUAGUCGAUGGUGUUGUCGAGCGAGCCGAAAAGAUGGGCGUGUUUGUAGCCGGAGAUGACUUCAAGUCUGGCCAGACUAAACUGAAGUCUGUGCUCGUCGAAUUCUUGGUUUCGGCGGGUCUGAAGCCAGUGUCGAUCGUGAGCUACAACCACCUCGGUAAUAACGACGGCAAGAACCUCUCCGCUCCGAGACAGUUUCGCUCCAAGGAGAUAUCGAAGAGCAACGUGGUGGACGACAUGGUGGCCUCCAACUCCGAGCUGUACGCGCCCGGGGAGAAGCCCGACCACGUGGUCGUCAUUAAGUACGUGCCCUAUGUCGGAGACUCCAAGCGCGCCAUGGACGAGUACACGUCGGAGAUCCUGCUGCACGGCACCAACACGCUCGUGGUGCACAACACUUGCGAGGACUCCCUGCUGGCCGUGCCGCUCAUACUCGACCUCGUCGUGCUCACUGACCUCUUCUGCAGGGUCUUCUACCGCAAGAACGAAUCCGACGAGUGGAGGCCGAUGCACGGCGUGCUGUCGGCGCUGGGCUACCUGCUGAAGGCGCCGCUGGUGCCGCGCGGCGCGCCCGUGGACCACGCGCUCGGCGUGCAGCGCGCCGCGCUCGCCGACCUGCUGCGCGCCUGCCUCGCGCUGCCGCCCGCGCACCGCAUGCGCCUCGAGCACAAGAUUCCGUUUCUGAUGUCGGAUCUGCGCUCGGGCGUCAUGUUCGAGUCCUCGCCGCCUCCCAAGAGACAGAAGCUGACUCAAGAAAAUGGCGAUAAGUAAUAUAUAACAGGAUAUUUCAAUAUAUAUAUAGAUACAUAUGACAGGGAGCCUUGGAUUCUAGAAGAGAAUAUUUAUGUGUUUUUAAUCUCAGAGUUAUUUUUAUUGUUCCUUAGUUAUGCGAAGCACAAACGAUUGGACGCUUCAGAAGCGUGACGUUUUCACACAAAUAUUAUAUUUUUUACAGUAUUCAAUACGAUACUUUGUAUUCUUUUAAGUUGUGAUUUUCGUAUAAGCUGUCUGUUGAAAUUUACCGAUAAUUGUAUUAUGAUUUAAGUUUAUUUAGUUUCAUGGUUCAAAUAAAUUGUAAAAACAAUAUAUUUCAAUCAUACAUAGAAGUAUUUUCGUUAAUAUUUGUUGUUUGUUUCGGCUGUGUAUUAGUGAUUUAUAAUAUCGAAUAGAAAACAUUAUAACUUAGUUUAGAUUUCAUCGUAGUAUUCGCUUACAUUCCUAUUUUAUCAAAAAUAAACAUUAAAAAAGGAUUAUUUUAUUUUAAUUUAUUUAGAACAAAUUAGUCUGUGAAGGAAAGUUCAUUCGUUGUAUGUAUGUGUAUAUUAUAUUCUAGAACUUUUCGAAAACUUUCUAGAAGUUAUAUAUUUUUCCUAUUAUAAAUGAACGCUAAUAAAACAGAUUUUAUAUUUUGAUGUCUUUACAAAUAAAUUAUAAAAAUAAAAAUGUUUAUUUCAUCACUUGCAAAAUACUUUACAUUUCAUCAUUUAGAAUCCCCUCAAGAUUUUUGCUUGUAUUAGGGAUAUCAAAAUGUUCUCAAUUGGAACAAGGGAAUGGAUUAAAAAUAUUGGAAAAUGAAAAUUAUUUCAAAUAAAAGCCUAAAUGUAAAAUCCAUAUUCCAAGUAUCAAUCUUAUAAAUUUUUCUUAUAUUCAGUCUUGAUUGUUCAGAAAUCUUUAUUUACUGCCAAUAUUUUUAUAGAAAAUUUAUAUACAUAACAUUAUAUUUAUACACAAUUGAAGUUAUAAAAACUUAAUAUAUUCGUUGCGGAUCUUUAUUACUAAGUCAAGCCUGUAUGGUGCAAAACGUUUGCCUACUGGGAAAAAUAUAAAUAAAAAAUUAGUAUAAUUUUAUUUAUCUCAAAAAAUCUCCUUUAAUAUGCAAACAGUAUUAAAAAAUAAUCUGAUGUAUUAGAUAAAUCCAGUAUUUAAUAAUGUGGUUUUUUUGUGUAAAUGCAUUUAUAGAAUUACAUUUAGAUAUAUGUUAAAAAAAUUGAAUCUUAUUAAAUAAAUCCUACAAAAAUUUGUACAAACGUUUCAUUUAGAUCAUUUGAAAAAGUAAAAAGAUACUUAUAAAAAAACAGUCUGAUGUACAAUUAGAAUACUUUUGUAAAUUAUAUCAAAUGUUACAAUAUUUGAUUGUUGCAUAAAAUUAGGAAAAUUAAAUGCAAGAAAACAAUAAAGCGAGGCUAUUUAUUGCUAAUGGUACAGUUACAUAGUAUUUAUUUUUUAUUUUUGUUUAUUUAAGAAUAACAAAAAUAUGUUUAUGUAGUAUUUCCAAAGGCUAUGUGUUGUUUUUACUUGUAUGCACUUGUAUUGAAAUAAACUUAUUCUUG
Vanessa atalanta (red admiral) is the source of this 3444-nucleotide messenger RNA. RefSeq names its product inositol-3-phosphate synthase (gene Inos). Bases 263 to 1885 code for a protein of 540 amino acids. Gene Ontology annotation, molecular function: inositol-3-phosphate synthase activity. Gene Ontology annotation, biological process: phospholipid biosynthetic process; inositol biosynthetic process. Gene Ontology annotation, cellular component: cytoplasm. Lineage: Eukaryota; Metazoa; Arthropoda; Insecta; Lepidoptera; Nymphalidae. The record is from RefSeq and is a predicted model, not a curated record. The transcript has 12 exons.